AUGACCAAGGUCGUCACCAGCGAGCUGGACCAAUGUCUUGGUAAACGUCAAUCCUUGCACUUGCUGCACCUCGGCCCGGAGCCUUCGACUCCGGAGCCAUCGACUCCGGAGCCAUCGUCAUCCGAGCCUGACAAGUCUUCCGGGUCCAACCCAUCCGGGUCCAACCCGUCGCCCUGUAAGAAGCGUUGCACCGCGCUGGCUCGCGCCGAGGUCGCCUCAAGUAUCUGUGACGCCGAAGCCGCCGCCGCCGUAGCAGCUCCUGCCACGACACCAGCCACAACUGCUACGACAGCUGCUCCGACCACGGACGCGAUGUCGGCCCUCCUCCCGACUGCUGUUCCCGUCGAUACAAACACCACAUCCGACUCUCCACCCCUUGACCUGUCUUGCCGUCCGGAACCUGUCACCACCGCCACCGUCGACGACAACGUGCGCUCCGAGUCGGAUGCGCCUUCCUGGGAGACCAACCUCGCUCCCAGCUUCGACUUCCUGCCUCGAAAGGGUCCUGCCAGCGACUAUGAUGAUGUGCCAGGACAGUCCGUCGAUGAAUCGUGCAGACGCGCCCUCGACCACUUUCCCUCUCCGGCUGUCGCCUUCCCCACCCCGACCCUCGAGUUCGACUUCCGCGUCGCCGUGACCCUCAAGCCUGAGCCGUCCCAGGUCCAGGGUCGUGCCCACAAGGAGAUUACCGCUAUCUCAUCCGGUAAUUGGUCGGGCUCAUUUGGUCACGGCAAGGUCAUGGCCGGCGGUUAUGAUCUAGGUCAAGCACGUGGAUUCCGACCCAUUCGCAUCGUUGAGGGCGCAUUUGUUAUGCAAACGACUGAUGAACCACCGGCAAUCCUCGAAAUGCGAACCCGCGGCUCCCUUUCCGGACCCUGCGACAUCCUAGACGCUCUCCUGAGCCCCCGCAACCCCAAGCAGAUUGACCCGCGCAAGUACGGCUUUCGCAUGUUCCUGACCAUCAAGACGGCCGACAAGCGCUACGCCGAGAUUGUCAAUUGCGGUCUGUGGGUCGCUAGCGGCGUCUGGAAGGACGACGAGCUCAUCAUCGAUGCGUAUCGCGUUACCUGA
Messenger RNA from Geosmithia morbida, 1071 nucleotides. Its product is annotated as Protein of unknown function (DUF3237). Bases 1 to 1071 code for a protein of 356 amino acids. The record is from RefSeq and is a predicted model, not a curated record. The transcript is spliced from 4 exons. Lineage: Eukaryota; Fungi; Ascomycota; Sordariomycetes; Hypocreales; Bionectriaceae.